UGUUGCUACGGCACAUAUAGUAUCACCCUCGCCCUCGCCGCUGAGAUCUGAUCGGUGCUUCGUGAUCGUAGAUGAGAGAUGCCGUGAGAGGAGAGGAAGCGCACGCGAGAUUCGCGCGUGCAUUCGCCGAGAGAUCGUGCGCGAUCGAAUUUCAUGAGAUCGUCCACCUCACCACUGUAGGGCAUCGCGAGAUGAUGAUGAGGACGCGAUGGGAUGUCGCGCGACCUCGUCAAUCGUCACGGAUCACCGCGUAAACCUAAAUUCCGCUCGUAAAAUUCCUUGUUAGGCUGACACGCGGAUUUUUGACGUGCAUCCUGACACAUCAGAUUUAAUCAGAAUCGUUUUUUUUUCGAGAGAUACAGUUGCAACUUGCGGGUAAUCCUAAUUGCAAUUUAUACGUAGUAUUCAUCUCGUUAUAGAAAUUUUCUGUACAGUUCGAUAUCGGUGACAAAGCUCUUCGAUGAGAUCCACUCUCUCCCGACUCGAUCUUACGAAAAAUAUCGCCGUUUCGUGCAAGGUUUAACGUAAAAAAAAGGUGUACACGCGAUCCUAUAUUAACGCUACAUCCGAUUAGAAUAUGUCGCACAGGCCUUUGAAAAAGCACACGAGGGGAAAAGGUCGCUGCGGCAACCGCACCGCUCCGAUGCCCGAGAGAUGACUAUACUACUGCCGAGAAAACGAUAAGCCUAUUAUGAGCCAGCUUUAAGUGACGCGAGAUUGAUCGCGUAAAAAUAACCAGCGCGCGGCACAAAAAAAAGAAAGAAAAAAAAAAACGUGGCGGGAAUGCGCGCCAAGUACACUUUGCGGUGGCGAUUAUAUCGGUGCGCUCAUCGCACCUUUACAGCGUAAGAUUGGAGAUUGACUUCCGGUCGCGACCGGUAUGCGUCCCCCCCCCGCGUGGCCUCGCUACGCGUCGCCGAUCGGAAAUGCUCGCGGUUAUCAUCAUCGUUGUGUCGAGUGAUGACCAUUGGCGAGCGAGCUGUCCGUAACAAGAUCAGAUGAUGACGGAUUCCCCGACACCAUCGACCAGCAGACAUCACGACGAUAAAUGCGACAAGCCCGAGAAAACCGAUAAGACGGUGUUCCUGCAAAUCCAGGACAUAAACAGCCAGGUAGCGCAAUUUCGGGAUUUACUCAUUAAUAUCGGACAACCGCGAGAUUGUCCGGAACUGCGAGAGAAAAUACGAAGGCUACGUCGUAAUUGCGUGGAGGCUUGCAAGAGCACCUCUCAGCUGGUACUGCCCCAUGUGCAGAGCGCUAUGGACGUCGGAAUACCAGUGGACAGUCCAAAUUUAGUGCUAUUAUUUUACGUCGUACAACUAUUUCUACGCGAACUGCAUAAGAGCAAGAAUCUUAUACGAAUCAUACCCAUGGAUAUGACGGGAUAUUAUGAGAGCCGCGCUGGUCCCUCGUAUAUCGGCAAUGUGGUCUCGCAGAUCCUUCUAUGCAAACAGAUCAGGCCGGAUUUCAACGAGGAGGAACUCUGCAGCAUCCGAAAGGACUCGGAGGAGAUCGGUCAGCUGAUAUCGGAGCUACAAGAAUUCAUGCCUCAAUCCGAAGCUGACACGGAGAAACCUGUGGCUCUUCAUAAUAUUGGGAACAAAAUCAAUCGGAACAACGGAAUACGAAGGAUGCACCGAUGGAGCAGCAACAGAGACCGACAAUCGUCCUAUUUCCGUAGCGGCUUUAGAUUUUUGUGCUGCGCCGCGAGCACUAAUUAUGUUUAACGUAUGAUUCGUUUUUAUUGAUUAAAAGAUCAUAUAUUUUCGAUUAUACGUGAAAAUAAUUACUACGCACCGAUACUUUUGCAAUAAUUCCGAUUGUAUAUCUCGUAAAAAAACGUUAACUUCGGCACUUCGGUUUAUAAACAUAUGAAAAAAAGUUCCAUUCAUAAAGUACGUCAUACGUCAAGUACCUCAUACGUCAAGUAUUCUGUAUAUAAUUACGCAAUUAUUUAUUCCCGACAGAACUCAAAGUUGCGAUUCUCUCUUAUCAAAACUUUGAUACAUCAUUUUACUUUUAUCGAAAUUUUUGCUGCAUGAAACUUUUGAUAUUACGCGCGUUUAUUAAUCGUAACCUUUUAAAAUUUUACGAUCUCUUUCCUUAAUUACUCAUUCGAUAAACUCAUCUCUUUUAGAUUAUAAUUUAUGAAAAAUAGCAAAUAACGAUAAAAUGUCAACAAUAACGCCGGAAAAACAUGUCAAAGCCUAAUCGAGGCCUAAACCUAUCCUAUUUGAGAGAUAUCCCUUGAAAUAAACUUCUAACAUAUAGCUGGUGACAAUCAAAGAGUAGGAGCUCGAGACUCCAAUACCGAAAGUUAUUAAGAAGUCACGCCAUAAUGAACACAAAUAACGGAUGGAUGAGCACGAGGAUAAAGAAAAGAGGGAAUUUCAGCUUCACUUUUUACACUUCUCAGCAAGAAUUCUAGUGGCACUUGAUACUCCUUUCAUUUUUUUUUUUUGAACACCCUUUCCUUCUCAGAAUUCGCUGCCAUACAAAAUUUCCAAGUCACGGAACAAAAGGCGCUCUAGUGCCAGGGGGACGGAGGAGAAGCCCUUUAUUCAAUUCCUAAAAUCCUUUAAUUAAUCGUACCACUAACAUUGUUCCAAAUCUAAUUUGAAUCUCCCCAAAUCAUAUUUCUUAAGUGCUAACGCGCCAAUUCUCCCAAUUUAUCGCAUUUAGAUCUUUUAACGCUUGUGUUAAUUUUAAUCGAAGAUUUCGACUCGAAAUACUCAUACUCGUAAUCAAAGUUAGUUGAUAUUAAUCAAAUCCAAAUCUUUAAAUUCUAUGAGAAGAAUUAUAUGAGAAACCUAGACGCGAAUAUAUUACAUUCAGAUAUAUAUAUAGAAUCGUCAGAAAAAUGUGUCUAUGUCAAGUCAAAGCGGUAGAUGCAUAUUGUGGAACAAUUAUGUCCUAGCAUAUUUACAAGUGAGUGGACCAACCUCGAUCUAUUUAUAAUGCGCGAUGGGCACACACGCAAUGUAGUCUUCUAGUAUGCGUGUUUCGCAUAUAUCAUAGAAUACAGGAUGUCCCAAAAUCACCAAAUGUUCCUCUAGUAGCAAAUUUUUUGGCCAAUUCGAAAAUGAUUUUUUCUUAGCAAAAAUAUCGAGAUAUCAAUAAUUUUCGAAUUAUAAACGAUUAAAAAGAAAGGGCUUUUUACAAGCUAAAUUUUGUAGAAUCAAAAGAUUAACAACAAAAAGAGAUAAACAACAAAAUUAUAUUUUUCAGUCAAUUUUAAUUGGAAUUAAAAAAAUUUUAAAGCUUAGUUAAAAGUAUGAUGGAAAAAGUUGCGAGAAAUAAUGAGCUUCUUCGAUAUUUUCGGUAAGGAAAAAUUGACUCCAAAUUGGUCGGUCUGCUAUUAAGAGAAUAUCUGAACUGCUGUGUGUAGGGCAUCCUACAUAUACAAUAUAGGUACUAGAGAUUAUUUACAAAGCAAUACGUAGAUAUAAACACACACGUAAACACACAUACGUAUACAGAACAUGCGCAGAAUUUGUGUUGUGUAUACAUUCAUACAUUUCCCGCAUAUGAAAUAUAUACAACAGAAUAUAUAUAAUCGUUACAUCGUGAUUUUAACUCUAAACAACAUCGGCAUUAUUUGAUAAAAAUAAAACAUCAUAAAAAAUCCUCCUUAAGAUAUAAUGAUUAUUUUUAUCUGAAAAAAAUUGAUGCAUUUUAAUUUUUAUAUUAUCUUUAUAUUACAAGUCCAGAUAUGGCACCAGAUAAUGCAAACUUGGGAUAUUUUUAUAUAUUCACAUAAAUAAAGCACUACCGUUUUAUUAACAACAAUAUCUAUAUGAUAUUAGAUGUUACUAGCAAGCGGAGAAAAAGAAUUUGAAAACAACACACACACGUACCUAUACAAUUGUAAUUUACGAUCGUACAUAUAAUAACAUAAUACGAAAAAUAUUUGAGAUAUUUUAAAAUAUACAAGUUAUUUUGUUAUAUAUCUUAUCUCUCUCUCUCUCUCUCUCUCUCUCUCUUAUCAAGAGUGUAUUCUUACAAAUCUUUCUUACAAAUAUCGCACAUCUUUGAUUCUUUCUUACGUUAAUGAUUAGGUUCAUAAAAAGUGAUAUGUGAUAUUUUGAGCGUUUUAUAGUAACUCGAUUAAGUUGUCAAUGUAAAUUAGAUUAGAAGACUAUAUAAUAGAGCGACUAUUUUAUAUAAACAUUGCGAAAAAACAGCCGUCGGCUGUAAAUGAUGCACGGAAAUGAUUACAAUGUAUAUCUCAUUCUUCUCCUAAAAUCUAACAAUAAGUAUAAUGCGAGAAAGAUUGUAUGUUCGAUUAAAUUACACAUAUCAAUUAUGAUAUCGAGCGAAUUCACCAAAUCGUUUACCUGACAAUUAUUAAUCUUCGGAUAGCAAAAGACCGAUCGCGUAAAAAGUAUCGAGGUGGAAAAAUUAGCGCAGAUUAUGAACUAUUAUCGAGAUGUAUAUCAGACAGAUAGAUCGAUUGCGAAUCGUUUUUUCGAGAAAAAAAAAAGAUUGUCUUAAAGGCCCUCGAUGUGAAAUUAUUUAUUCUCGCGGACAAUUGUUACAUCUCGAAUUAGCGAUUCGAUUAUUUCUGCGUUCAUUUAAUCCAGAACUGGAAAGUUUCGGGUCGAUUUUCGUAUAGCUGAUACUCACUCUACCUCUCUCAGAGUUUAUUGGAACACUAUCCUAGCGAGAGGAAGCAACGGGUAUCGGUUACAAUUGAAAAUUGAUCUGAAAAUUGCAAUUCUCAGCUCUGAUUUAAUCCUACCACGAUGUGAAAAGGGGACCGAACUAUUCGAAUAUUUUACUCGUCGAAUUUUUGUUGAGGGAACAUUAAAAAGGAACAAAGAUAUUAGCGCUGACACGUCGUAUUUUAGGCAGUAAGAGAGAAAUUGUAAACAUUAGAAACUAAUUCAAACUCAUAAGGUAACGCAAAUGGCAAAAUCAAAUCGUUGAGAUAUAAUGUAAAUGAUGUUGAAAUAAAUUUGAAUCGUUCGAAGCGAACGGUAAUAGUUAAAAUAAUUAGUUAAUUUGCAAUAGUUAUAUAAAACUGCAUGAUAAUUAAAUAGCAAAAAUGAAUCUCGAUGUGUAUGAAAAAAUAGACUGUCUUCCAAUUAAGUUAUUUAAAUAUGAAA
Molecule: messenger RNA, 5108 nt
Organism: Cataglyphis hispanica
Lineage: Eukaryota; Metazoa; Arthropoda; Insecta; Hymenoptera; Formicidae
Gene: dcma
Exons: 5
Coding region: 999-1727 (242 amino acids)
Biological process (GO): G protein-coupled receptor signaling pathway
Cellular component (GO): membrane; neuron projection
Source: RefSeq, a predicted model, not a curated record